Molecule: messenger RNA, 1514 nt
Organism: Pneumocystis carinii B80
Lineage: Eukaryota; Fungi; Ascomycota; Pneumocystomycetes; Pneumocystales; Pneumocystaceae
Exons: 5
Coding region: 44-1468 (474 amino acids)
Molecular function (GO): protein binding
Source: RefSeq, a predicted model, not a curated record
AAUUUUUAUAUUUCAUAAUUCUUAUUUUUUUAUUAAAAAAAACAUGUCUUUAGAAGAAUACACAUCUUUAGUUUCUUCAUUUAAAGACAUUUAUAAUAAUGCAAGUCCUCAUCUUCGCCAGUUAAUAAUUGAUACAUUAUUUAUUGAAUCAUCACCUGUUGAUAUAUGGUAUAUCCAUCAAAAAUUUAUAAAUAAAAAACCAUAUUAUUUUGAUAUUCUUGGUCAUUUACCUUAUGAGCUUCUAGAAAUGGUCUUUAAAUACCUGGAUAUAGAGGAUAUUAUAGUAUUUUCAAUGGUCUGCAGACGAUGGAAUACUCUUAUUUCAUGCAAUUUAGUUGCAAAGAUGCUAAUAAAUGUUUAUUUUAAUGGACAAACUAUAAAAGAUACAAAUAAUGAUUGGUAUUCACUUUUUCAAAAAUUUGCAAAAAAAUACAUAAGAAUGAAGAAAGGAGAGCUUAAAUCAUUUAAUAUACUUUAUCCUUAUAACAAGGUAACAUCUAGUUCGCUUUAUACUCGAUUAUAUGAUAAUCAUCUUGUACUUUAUAACCAUUCAAUAACAGAAAGUUUUAAUAAAGGGAUUACUUUAUAUUGCCUAAGGCCUGGUAUCAGCCAGAAAGAUGCAAUAUAUAUUUCUACUGAAAGUUAUGGAGGAAUGUUGAAUGUUUCCUUGGAUUCUUAUAUUAUUGUAGGUGUUAAUUAUUUUGGUGUAUUUUAUAUAUGGUCACUUCAUACUCUGGAAUUAAUAGAUACAUUUAAACUAGGAAGCUCUGAUGUAGCAUCUAUGACUUGUUGUAAUAAUAAUAUAUGUAUCAAUACAUUUAGUCAGGUUUUAAGUGUCUGGAACUUAAAAUUCAAAAAGUUUAUGUUCUAUAAGACUUUAGAACAAAUAGACCCUAAUUUAUCAAAAAAGUGUAAUGUUAUAAUUAUUGAAUUUUUAAAAAGAAAUAACGAAUUGAUUCUUUGUAUUGAAAACAUGACUUCAAAUAACGAAAUUUCAUAUUAUCAAUAUAGAAUUUAUGUUUUGUCGCCAGAUUGUGGACGUAUAUUGCGAUAUGGAAGUUUGAUGAAUAAAAAUAUGCCAUUUAAAACUAAUAUUAUCAACGAGGACGAGCUAAUGAUCUUUUAUGAGCUUAAUAGUGGUCAAUAUUUAAAGAUGGAUCUAAAAACUAUGCAUGCUGUUAGAUGUUUAUUCCAUAAAAAUCAUAUUCAAGAACUUGAUUAUCUUGUUUAUCUUCAAAAUUCAUUCAUUAUUAAAAAUCUAAAAUCGAUAGAUAACUCUUCAGAUAAUGGUCUAUAUGUUGAAAAGUGUGAUCCUGAAACAGGGCUUCUUUUAUCUAAAAAUAAAAUUUUAGGAAGUGAAAAUAUAAUUUAUAGUCAAUCUUGUUUAAAAAACAAAGAUUCAUUACAAGGAAACAAUGAUUGGAUCGUGUACAAUCAUCAAAACAAGGUUUUUUUAUGGGAACUUUGAUAUCUUGAAUACUUAUGCUUAAUAACUAUAAAAUGCUUAAGUUUAA